AUGCAGGUGCUCUGGAGCAGAGAAUGGCUGUUAGAGAACNAACACCUUUCCGCCGUCAAACCUCUUGCCGAAAGCGGGUUUUGGGUCUUGGGCGGUGCAAUGCUAGAAGAUGUGCCCAAAGAAGGCUCGCCUCUAAAGAUCAAAGGUUCAGUGAUGUUGGCCUUGGCGAGCUCCAAAGAAGAAGUCAUGGAAAAGAUUAAGAAGGACAUUUAUGCCGACAAGGGAGUUUGGGAUAUGGAUAAGAUUCAGAUUUUCCCGUUCAAGAGUGCUGUUAGAUCUGCUUUGUAG
Aureobasidium uvarum is the source of this 288-nucleotide messenger RNA. Lineage: Eukaryota; Fungi; Ascomycota; Dothideomycetes; Dothideales; Saccotheciaceae. The record is from the annotation of a GenBank genome assembly.